CUUGCGAUAAUGAUCUAGUAGCAGUUGAUCCACUCUCUGAUGAUGCUGAAGCUGAACAAGAACUCAUAGUCCUCAUUGACCGAAUGCAACAUAUUUCUGAUCCCAUGACCGUGGAAGAGUAUAUUCUGGUUGAUAAUCAAGCUGUGAGUAAGGAGCAAAUGACGGAUGAGGAAAUUGUCAAGUUCAUAAACAGUGAAGAUACUCAAGAGCCAGAGAAUAAUGAAGAGUCUAAAUCCUUGAUAAAC
This is a messenger RNA of Paraglomus occultum, 245 nucleotides long. Lineage: Eukaryota; Fungi; Glomeromycota; Glomeromycetes; Paraglomerales; Paraglomeraceae. The record is from the annotation of a GenBank genome assembly.